Messenger RNA from Paramuricea clavata, 4191 nucleotides. The record is from the annotation of a GenBank genome assembly. Lineage: Eukaryota; Metazoa; Cnidaria; Anthozoa; Malacalcyonacea; Plexauridae.
AUUGUUAAUAUCUACGUUUGGUGAGUAUUUUAGAGCUGAUCGAGAGACAGUUUGACAUUGGAUAAAUUUUGUCGAAGGGAGAAUAAUAUUCAGACCAAAUUUGUUUUGUGGAAGCAACACGUUGCUAAGGGUUGCAGAGACAGGAAGUUCCAGCCAUUUUCGGAUAUAUUUUGUCGCAAUACUGUCUAACGUUUCGCAGAUCCAGGUCUUAGAUAUAUCAGAAACAGUGAAGUCCCAGGAUAUCUUUGACAGCAAGUAACGACUGUAUAGUAGAAUUUUAUUUUUCGGGUGUAAGGGUAGUUCAUUAAUUUUAUUCUUGAUGUCAUUAAACACGUCGAGUAAUUCUGAUUUGUGUUCCUCAUCAGACAUAUUGAAAUCAAAAUAGCGACCUAAGUAACGGAAAGAUUUGCCCAUUUCGGUUCUGGGUACAAGAUGGUUAUUAACGAAAAGCUUGGGUAAAUACUGGAUAGACUUAGUUAACUGUUUUUUAAUGCCAAAUGUUGAACAUUUGUCAACGCGUAUAAUCAUAUUAGCCCAUUGACACCAGAUUGUAAAAUGAUUAAGGAGCAUUUGAUUUUGGUUAGAUGGAAAACACGGAGUCGGAGUUCCGGAGUCGGAGUCCCGGAGUCGGAGUCCCGGAGUCUGACGUCAUAAAAAUAUGGAAAACAUGGAGUCAUAUGGAAAACACGGAGUCUGACGUCAGAGAAAAAUAUGGAAAACACGGAGUCAUAUGGAAAACACGGAGUCUGACGUCAUAAAAAUAUGGAAAACACGGAGUCAUAUGGAAAACACGGAGUCUGACGUCAGAGAAAAAUAUGGAAAACACGGAGUCAUAUGGAAAACACGGAGUCCACCAUAUAAUAUGGAAAACACGGAGUCUGACGUCAGAGAAAAAUAUGGAAAACACGGAUCAAUGUCUUAUCGUGAUCAAUGUCUUAUCGUUAUCGUGAUCAAUGUCUGCAGAUGCAUGACUAUCAAAAUUAUGUAGUUCCGUAUUGUUUGACUUAUUAAGGAGGAUGCGCAAUUUCUUCGCGACAAAUUUGAUCUCCAGAAUACUACCGUUUUCCAGUUUUAAUUUCUUUAAAGCUUUUUUUAAAUCCUUUGUUGAAAAUGUUUGGUACUUUCUUUCGAAUUCCACACUGUUAUUGUUGUCAACAUGUCCAAAAUUCCCACUAAAGUAAUUGUAGACGACGAUUGCCAUGGUAUUGAUGUUGUUAUUUAGAUCAUCCGGUGUGAUUGGGUGAUACAAAAAAGUUAACUUGAAAAAGUCGUUGGCAGUUGACCAUUGUAAUGGCGAUUUGGGUAUUUUUAUCCCCCUUUUUAAGUCGGGGAAGUUUUCUUGGGUGUUCAAAGGUGAUAUUAUUGUUGCAGUUCGUCUUCAAGGUCGUCAAUAACUCUACAGCUUCGUUUGUGCAUUUAAGUCCACGAGCUCCUUUGCAGACUUUACCACAGCAACAUUUGACUGCUUUGCAAGACUUUGCGGGUAGACACAUUUUUGUAGGCAUUUCCAUAGCAGGAUUAACAUUCAAAGUAGAUUCUCGUUCGUUCCCAAGUUUACUUUUACACCGCCACGAGUGACGCCCUAACGAUUCAAAUUCCUUGCCACAAAAUCCACAUAUUAUUGGCGUUGCAAAUAACGCAAGCAAGCUUGCACGAAUCAUACUUGAUUAAUUUUAGGUAUAAAAUUCAAAAUGUAAUGUAACCAUAUCAAUUCAAGUAAAAUUUUUUGAUGAAACCAAGGACAUGUACAGAGAGCGUAUAUACGCGACUGCUCGAUGUCGAUAAUAAUAAUAAUAAUAAUAAUAAUAAUAAUUUAUUAAACAAAAAUAAUUAUUAAAUAAUAAUAAUUUAUUAAUUUAUUGGUCAGGAAAGUAAAGUUGAUAAAGUGAUACCUGAUGCGGAUGAAAGUAUAAAGUUCUGGAGCAAAAUAUGGGACAAUGGAAUUGAACAUAAUAAGGAUUCUGAAUGGCUACAUGAAAUGAAACAGGGAAUCGGAUAUUUGAACCAAAAAGAUUUGAAGAUAAAUAAGGAAGACAUUACAAAGCAGUGUAAGAAGAUCCCCAAUUGGAAAGCGCCAGGACUAGAUGAAGUACAGGGUUAUUGGAUAAAGAAAAUUACAUCUUGUCAUCAAAGGAUUGCAGAACAGUUAGAUGAGAUUUUAAAUGGUAAGGCCGAACUACCUCAAUGGAUCACAUAUGGUAGGACAGUGUUGUGCUUGAAAGACCCAUCAAGGGGUAAUGCAGAUGAUAACUUUCGACCCAUAUCUUGCUUACCAUUGAUGUGGAAAUUGAUGAAAGGUGUGAUAGCCGAAAGAAUGUACACUUUUCUGGAGAUGAAUGAUGUACUACCGAAUGAACAAAAAGGAUGUAGAAGAAAGACUAGAGGACCAAAAGACCAAUUGUUAAUUGAUAAGUUAGUUUUAAGAGACUAUAAAAGAAGACAUACAAAUUUAUCGAUGGCCUGGAUAGACUAUCGCAAGGCAUAUGAUAUGGUACCUCAUUCUUGGAUAGUGGAAUGUAUGAGUAUGUUCAAAAUCGCAGCAAAUGUGAGAACGUUUGUGGAAAGUAGUAUGGAGAACUGAAAAACGGAGUUAAAUCUUUGGGAGAAAGUCUUGGAAAUGUGAAUAUAAGACGAGGUAUUUUUCAAGGAGAUAGUUUAUCUCCAUUGAUAUUUGUGAUGUGCAUGAUACCAUUAAGCUUGAUACUGAGAAAGGAAAAGGUAGGGUAUGAAUUUCGCGGAGAAGAGCUCAAAAUCAACCAUCUUCUAUUCAUGGAUGAUCUUAAGUUGUUUGGAAAGAACAAGGAGCAAAUAGACUCACUGGUGAAAACUUCCCAUAUUGAUAGCAAAGACAUUGGAAUGGAAUUUGGGAUAAAGAAAUGUGGAAUGCUUGUAAUGAAAAGAGGAAAGAUUGUGGAAUGUAAUGGAAUACAGCUACCUGAUGAGGAAACAAUAAAGUCAGUAGAAGAAGAUGGAUAUAAAUAUCUUGGUAUACUGGAAUCAGAUAAAAUUAUGGAGGGUGAAAUGAAGAGAAAGUUUGUAAAGGAAUACGGGAUGAGAUUAAGACUGGUGCUGAAAUCAAAACUGAAUGGCAGAAACAAAAUCAUGGCGAUGAAUACUUGGGCUGUUGCGCUGCUGAGGUACGGAGCUGGUGUUUUGAAAUGGACAAAAGAUGAAAUUGCUGCAAUGGAUCGCAAAACACGUAAACUGAUGACACUGUAUGGUGCUCUUCACCCAAGAAGUGACAUUCAUCGAUUAUAUUUACCGAGAGAAAAGGGCGGAAGAGGUUUGAUCAGUUGUGAAGGAUGCAUUCGUACAGAGGAGAACAGUUUGGGAUGGUAUGUAAAGAACAGUGUGGAACCACUUUUACAACAAGUUGCAAAGGCAGGUGUGAUUGAAACGGAAAGAUGCGAAACAAAAGAAAAUUUUAAGAAGAAAGCAGUAGAGGAGCUAGAGAAAGCUUGGAUUGAUAAGAAAAUGUAUGGACAAUAUAACAGAGAUUUAGGUAAAGAAGUGGAUAGGGAGAAGACAUGGUGGUGGCUGAAGAAAGGAGACUUGAAACCUGAGACUGAAGCACUUCUUUGUGCUGCACAAGAACAAGCUCUAAGGACAAAUUAUGUAAAGUUUCACAUAGAUAGAACUGUCGAGUCUCCACUCUGUAGGCUUUGUGGGGAAAAGGGAGAGGAUAUAACACACUUGAUAAGUGAAUGCAAAAAGCUAGCACAAAAAGAAUACAAACGAAGACAUGACAAUGUGGCUCGCAUUGUACACUGGAAGCUAUGUGGUUUGUACCAACUAGAGAAAGCUGAAAAAUGGUAUGAACACCAACCAAAUGGAGUAAUUGAAUCAGAUAAUGUAAAGAUUCUCUGGGAUUUUAACAUACAGUGCGAUCAUGUGAUUGAAUGUCGAAGACCUGAUAUUGUAGUGGUUUUAAAGAAGGAAAAGGAAUGCAAGAUCAUAGACAUCGCAGUUCCAGGGGACUGUAGAAUUGGUAUAAAAGAAACAGAGAAGGUAGAAAAGUAUGAGGAGUUGAAAAGGAAAUUCGGAAAAUAUGGGCAAUGAAAAAAGUAGAAGUCAUUCCAAUAAUAGUAGGUGCCUUAGGAGCAGUUAGUAAUAAACUGGAUAAGUGGAUUGAGAAAUUGGGAAUACAUAUAAGAAUAGAACUUCUACAAAAAAACAGCAUUGUUAGGGACG